Molecule: messenger RNA, 2799 nt
Organism: Sphaeramia orbicularis (orbiculate cardinalfish)
Lineage: Eukaryota; Metazoa; Chordata; Actinopteri; Kurtiformes; Apogonidae
Product: cadherin EGF LAG seven-pass G-type receptor 3-like
Biological process (GO): homophilic cell-cell adhesion
Cellular component (GO): plasma membrane
Molecular function (GO): calcium ion binding
Source: RefSeq, a predicted model, not a curated record
AUGUGGACCCCCAGGGGGGGGCCCACUGGAGGCCCUGAUGCCCUGGCCUCGGUCCCGCCGUGCGGCCAACAGGCACCCUCACUUCCCACUACAACUACCAGGUCCAGGUGGCCGAGAACCAGCCCCCGGGACCUCCGUCAUGGUCAUGUCCGCCUCAGACCCGGACCCCGGAGACGCGGGCCGGCUCAGCUUCAGCAUGGCCCCCUCAUGAACAGCCGCUCCUCGGACUACUUCCACAUCCACCCGGACACCGGCCUCAUCACCACCACCCAGAUCCUGGACCGGGAACACAUGGACCUGCACUACUUCCGGGUCACGGCCACAGACUCGGGGUCCCCUCGCCUGUCCGGGACCACCAUGACGGAGUACCGGGAGACGAUCCGGGAGAACGUGGAGGAGGGCUACCCCAUCCUGCAGCUCCGGGCCACCGACAUGGACUCCCCCUCCAACGCCAACAUCCGGUACCGGUUCGUCGGUGACUCCGCCGCCAUGGCCCGGGCCGCCUUUGAGAUUGACCCGCGCUGGCCUCAUCACGACCCGAGGGGCGGUGGACCGGGAAACCAACGAGCACUACACCUCCAGGUCGAAGCCACUGACCAGGGGAAGGAACCCAGUCCUCGCUCGGCCACCGUGAAGGUCCACAUCACCGUCCUGGAUGAAAACGACAACGUUCCGCAGUUCAGAUGUCCGGCCUCACUCCAAGAUCCUCGAGUCAGUGCCACCGACCGAGACAAGGACAACAACGCCGCCGUCCACUACAACAUCAUCAGCGGGAACAGCCGUGGACAGUUCUUCAUCGACAGCAUCACUGGUGAGAUCCAGGUCGUGGCUCCAUUGGACUACGAAUCGGAACGGGAGUACGCCCUUCGUGUCCGGGCGCAGGACAACGGCCGCCCGCCUCUGUCCAACAACACAGGAAUCGUGAGCAUACAAGUGACAGACGUUAACGACAACCCGCCCAUAUUUGUGUCCACGCCGUUCCAGGCCUCGGUGCUGGAGAGCCCCAUCGGCAGUUCCAUCCUCCACAUCCAGGCCAUCGACACUGAUUCCGGAGAUAACGCCCGUCUGGAGUACAGGUUAACGGGCACCAGCUCCGACACGCCAUUCGUCAUAAACUCUGCGACGGGCUGGGUCACCGUCAAAUCCACCCUUGACCGUGAAGCUGUAGAACAUUAUUUCUUCGGCGUGGAGGCCAGGGAUUAUGGGAUGCCACCUCUUUCUGCCACAGCCAGUGUCACAAUUACAGUGAUGGAUGUUAACGACAACCGGCCCGAGUUCCUCCAGAAGGAGUACUAUGCCCGGCUGAACGAGGAUGCGGCAGUGGGAACCAGCGUGGUCACGGUCACCGCCGUUGACCGGGACGUGAACAGCGCGGUGACGUAUCAGAUCACAGGCGGAAACACCAGAAACCGCUUUGCUAUCAGCACAGCGGGCAGCGCUGGACUCCUGUCUUUGGCCCUACCGCUGGACUACAAACAGGAGCGCCGUUAUGUCCUGACCGUCACCGCCUCGGACCGAACGCUGCAUGACACCUGCCAGGUGCACAUCAACAUCACGGACGAAACCCACCGGCCUGUUUUCCAGAGCGCUCACUAUUCCAUCAGUGUCAAUGAGGACCGGCCUCCUGGGAGCACCGUUGUGGUCAUCAGCGCUACAGACGAUGACGUCGGUGAAAAUGCUCGAAUUACGUACUACCUCGAGGACAACAUCCCUCAGUUUCGGAUCGAUCCCGCCACGGGGGCAAUAACACUCCAGGCCGAGCUGGACUACGAGGACCAGAUGACCUACACUUUGGCCAUAACAGCUAAAGACAACGGCAUACCGCAGAAAUCAGACACCACCUACGUUGAGGUGAACGUGAACGAUGUCAACGACAACGCACCUCAGUUCGUUAGCCCCAGGUAUCAGGGAACGGUGAGCGAAGAUGCCCCAUUUACGAGUGUCCUUCAAAUUUCUGACGACCGUGACGCUCACGCCAACGGCCGAGUCCAGUACACGUUCCAGAACGGCGAGGACGGCGAUGGAGAUUUCACAAUCGAGCCUACAUCUGGCAUUGUGCGAACUGUUCGCCGUUUAGACCGGGAGAGCGUUCCCUUCUAUGAACUCACCGCCUACGCUGUCGAUCGCGGCGUGCCUCCUCAGCGGACCCCAGUCCACAUCCAGGUGACGGUCCUGGACGUCAACGACAAUGCCCCCGUGUUCCCAGCUGAUGACUUUGAGGUUCUAGUAAAGGAAAACAGCGCCGUGGGGUCCGUGGUGGCCCAGAUCACAGCGACAGAUCCUGACGAAGGCGCCAAUGCUCAGAUCAUGUACCAAAUCGUGGAGGGAAACAUCCCUGAAAUCUUCCAGAUGGACAUCUUCUCCGGGGAGCUCACCUCGCUCAUCGAUCUGGACUACGAGGCCCGGAACGAGUACGUCAUCGUGGUCCAGGCCACGUCGGCGCCUCUGGUGAGCCGGGCCACGGUCCGAAUCCGGCUGGUGGACCAGAACGACAACCGGCCCACUCUGCAGGACUUCCAGAUCAUUUUCAACAACUUCGUGUCGAACCGCUCCAACAGUUUCCCGAGCGGCGUGAUUGGGAAAGUACCAGCCCACGACCCGGAUGUGUCUGACCGGCUGUACUACACCAUCGACAGGGGCAACGAGCUGCACCUGCUGCUGCUCAACCACACCAGCGGGGAGAUCCGCCUGAGCCGAAAACUGGAUAACAACCGGGCCCUGGUGGCUCCCAUGCAGAUCACCGUCACAGGAGGCGGUUACCUGCGCUUUGAUGUGGGAACUUCCAAAAAGAGAAACUGA